Molecule: messenger RNA, 1866 nt
Organism: Medicago truncatula (barrel medic)
Lineage: Eukaryota; Viridiplantae; Streptophyta; Magnoliopsida; Fabales; Fabaceae
Product: exocyst complex component EXO70I
Exons: 2
Coding region: 1-1866 (621 amino acids)
Biological process (GO): exocytosis
Cellular component (GO): exocyst
Molecular function (GO): phosphatidylinositol-4,5-bisphosphate binding
Source: RefSeq, a predicted model, not a curated record
AUGGAAAACAAAGACAACAUUGAAGCCACCAUAAAGUUCUUGACUUCUAGCUUGAAAACAUCAAUAGCUAUUUCUUCUGCAUUAGAUGAGUCUAGUUCAAGAUUAGAGCUUCUUAACCAACGAUGUUUAUCCAUGCAAGCUUCACUUAAACCCAUCUCAAAACAAAAUCUUCUAUUUUCUAAUGUUGAACACGGUAUAGACAGUGUUCUAUGUUCUGUUUCAGCAAUCCUCAAGGUUUUUCAAUGUGUUGGUCACUUGGAGCAUUCUCUUUCGAUUGACGCAAAUUCUGAUCUUUUCACAUAUGUCUCAAACACAAAGAAGCUUGAAGAAGCAUUGACGUUUCUCACUAAUAAUUGCAAGUUAGCAACUAGUUGGUUGAAGAGUGUUUUUAAGUUCUUACAAAGCAAAACAACAAUUGGUCCCAAUGAGUUUUACCUAUUGAAUGUAAACAAAUCCUUGAGAAUAUUGCAAGAAUUGCAGGCCAUAGAGAACAGUGCUUGCCUCGACAGAGGAAUUCUCAGUAUUGCCCUUGACAAACUAGAGAUGGCUUUUCACAAACUUCUAAUGGAAAAUUCUAUGCCUCUUCCAUUGGUUUCAUUAUACCCUCACAAUGAUCAACAAAACGACGUCGCAAAACAAGGUUUGCAAUUUCCAAGUUCAACAAGGAUGUUACAAGUCAUUGCCGAUAGAUUAAAUGCUAAUAACAGGCUAAACAAGUGUCAAACUAUGUUUGUUGAAGUUCGAGGUACAAAUGCUCGCCGAAGUUUGAAGACUUUGGAUUUGAGCUACCUUGAAAUUUCAACAAGUGAGUUUGAGGAUGCACAAACAAUGGAGAGUUGCAUAGGCAAAUGGGGAAAUCAUUUGGAGUUGGUUGUUGUGAAACUUCUUGAGGUUGAAUACGAGCUAUGUACUAUUGUAUUUAAGAAUAUUGAUUCAAAAGCAUGGAUGAGUUGUUUUGCAAAGAUGGCUAUUGAAUUAGGAAUCUUUUCAUUUAUCAAAUUUGGAAAGGUUGUUACGGAGACGAAAAACGAUCCUUUCAAGUUGUUGAAUUUGUUGUCAAUGUUUAAAAUAUUGAAUGGUCUCAGACUAAAAUUUAAUCAACUUUUUAGAGGAGAAGCUUGUGAAGAAAUUAGAAUUGUUACAAAGGAUCUUAUCACAAGAGUUGUUAAUGGUGUAAGUGAGAUAUUCUUGCAACUUUCAGAACAAGUGAAAUUUCAAAGACCAACUUGUCCUCCCUCAGAUGGAAGUGUUCCUAAGCUGGUAAGCUUUGUUACUGAUUAUUGCAAUAAGCUUCUUAGUGAUGAGUAUAAGCCACAUUUGAAUAAGGUUUUGGAAAUACAUCUUAGUUGGAGAAAUGAAUUAUAUGAAGAGGGUAGUUUAGUUGGGAAUAUGAUGGGAGAUUCUUGGUUAAGAGCACAUGAACAAUAUAAAGAAUAUUAUGCAGCACUUUAUCUGAGGAAUAGUUGGGGAAAUAUUCAAACUAUUCUUGAAAUUUCAUCCUCUAUGACUAUGACUUGUCAAGAUCUAGCUAAGAGAAUAAAUACUUUUACUCUAGCUUUUGAUGAAAGGUGCAAGAAGCAAUGUAAUUUGAUAAUCUCUGAUGAGGCAUUGAGGAAAUGGGUAUGCAAACAUUUGGUGGAAGGUAUUAUACCAAUCUAUAAGGUAUAUUUGAAGAAUUACAUUUUGUCACUUGAAAAUGAUGAUGCUAUGGUUGAUAACAAGAAUGUUAAAUAUACAGCAAAGAGUUUGGGGAAUAGGAUUUGGUCAUUGUUUCAACCAAAGUUGAGGAAGCAUGCUGAUGCUGGUAGCAUUAAACACAUAGAUUUGAUUAGUAAAAUAAAAAAGUUAGCCAUUAGUUUUGUUUGA